AUGGCUCCCCGAUACAAGGACGGAGAUGCCGUGGUUGCCAUCAAUGGCAAAUGGAUAGCUUGGAUCCACACAGGCUUUGCCUACGCGGCGUUUCUUAGUGCGUUGAUUGUCGGUAUUGCGUUGCAUUAUCACAAGAUUGUUCAGAAUGAGCAUUACGGCUACCCCAUCGAAUGGUUCCCCUCCGUGUCCGCGACUAUCGGUGAUCGUUAUCCCGAACGAUCCUUCUUCCAGGUUUUCAUUGCCCUUACUUCCGGUCCGCGAUUCGCCCUUGUCUUCUUGUGGUUCGUCCUCACCUCGCGCCCAAACUCGGCCCUUCCCAAGUUGGUCGCUGGAGUGGGCAUCUUCCGGACUUUGACGUGUGGAGGCUGGACCUAUGUGACAUCUACCGACGAUCAUGAUUGGCACGACAUCUUUAUGAUCUCGUACUUGGUGGCUACCUUGCCGUGGACCCUUGGUUGUCUUGCGCUUAGCCCUAACAACCGCCGCGCCGUUAAGUACCGCAAGAUCAUGGCCAGUUUGUUCUUUGGGACAUUGGUUCCGUUGAUUUACUACUUUAUUCAGCACAAGGUGCACAAGGUUCCUGGUGCUUACACCAAAUACGCCUUCUUUGAGUGGUCCCUGGUUCUGUUCGAUGUCGGCUUUGAUGCUAUCGCAGCAAUCGACUUUGAAAGCUUUGAAAUUGUGGUGAGGGAUGUUAAAGGUGUUAGCAGAGGUGCCAAAGGCUAUAUUGGUUACGAAAGAAAAACAUUGUCUAAGUUUGCUCUCAUUAGGCAGUUGAAGACGACUGCAGACUCUGUCUUGGAAAAAGAGAAGGGAAAGCCGGUGGGCAACACCUUUGGCGAAGGCUUUUUCUGGACUGAGAUCAUUGAUGCUGCCUCGGAUGUCUAUAACGGAUUUGUUUUCUGGACGAUUGUGACUGCUCUGCCGGUUCUUGUCUGGUAUUUCCCCCUCUGGCACAUGGGUAUCUCCGGCUACGAAGUCGCCAUUGUCUCAUGCACAUCUCCGUUGCUUCUCUUCGUCCCAUCCUUGCGGUACGCAGCCGUGAAGAACCUCCGCCUGCUUCACCUAGCCUCGCUUGUUGGCCUCUUGGCAUACAAAUUCCAGGAUCCCGCCAAUCGUCUCUUUGUUACCAGCUUUGCCCUUGCUACCACUUGCGUAGCUUGGACAGCCGGAUUUUUCGCCGAAAGGGCCAACGCUCCUCGUCUUGAAGCCCGUAUCAUGGCCUGGGGAAUUGGUUUGAUCAUGUCCACCGUCGCCAAGUUCGCAUGCAAAACGAACAACCCGCUUUGGCCAAUCGUCAAUUCUGAUAACGGCGGCUGGAAUAAAAUCGGUAUCUUCAUUGCUCUGUUCGCCGUUUUGAGAUCUCAGAGACGCUCGAACACGACCGGUGAUGGUUACUUGCCAGCGGGCGGCAAGAAGGGAUCGUCGGUUUUGGCAGGUGUUGGAUUUGGUGGUCUCAUGUUCGCCAUCGUUUCGCUCUUGACCGACUCGAGCACCAUGAUCUCGUGGGUGUGGGACGGAUAUCCAGUGCGCGGGCCUCUUGCGGCUCCUCACGGCGCCUUGACCAUCUUUGCAAUGGGAGCCGGUCUUGUAUACGGAAUCUUCUACCCUCGUGUCGCCGGGAGCUGGACUGCCUUCGGAGUCGGCUCUGUCGGCGCCGCCCUUCUUACUUCAUACCACCACUGGACUGGAUUUUAUGGUGCCCUUGCCCUUGCAUUUUACAUCAUGGCCGUUACUCCAGUCUUGAUUGCCUCUACUGUCCGUCACUCUCCUGCGAGCACGUUCGGCAUUGGCUUCAUCGUUUAUGUCUUCCUUUUGCUCUUCCACGUCUGGAUUGUCGCUUAUGCAUUCGUGCCUGGUGGUCCUCUAGUUCGCGAGCACACUGAUUGGCUCAUGAUCACCACCAUGCUAUCCAUUGGUGCUGGUGUUUUCUCUGCAGCGACCUCGAAUUCGAGUCGUUCAUCUCGCAACAAGCCCAUCAGCCCCAACAGCCAGAGACAGCGGUCGUACUACAUUUACGUCCUCGCUGCACUGCAGCUCCUCUCUGUUUCCGUGGCUUACCUGCGUUUCCCUACCAACGACUAUACCCCUCACCACAAGGAAGAUAAGAUUGUAACUGCUGGUAUUUGGACUGUCCACUUUGGCCUUGACAACAACAUGUGGUCCUCUGAGCGCCGUAUGCGCGAUGUCAUUAGCGAACUCGAGCUGGAUGUUAUUGGUUUCCUCGAGUCCGACAAUCAGCGUAUCAUCAUGGGCAACAAGGAUGUCACUCAGUUCAUUGCCGAGGACCUUGGCUACUACACUGACUUCGGUCCGGGCCCUAACAAGCACACUUGGGGCUCCGCCUUGCUUUCCAAGUUCCCCAUCGUCAACUCCACCCAUCAUCUCCUCCCUUCGCCUGUGGGUGAGCUGGCACCUGCAAUCCACGCCACCCUCGACAUGUAUGGAGAGAUGAUUGACGUUGUUGUCUUCCACUCUGGUCAGGAAGAGGACCCCGAGGACCGUCGUUUGCAGAGCGAGUAUCUUUCCAAGCUGAUGGGCGACUCCCCACGUCCUUUGAUCUUGUUGAGUUACCUCGUCACCAAGCCACUCGAGGGUAACUACAACACUUAUGUGAGCGAGCGCAGCCAAAUGAAAGAUAUCGAUCCCACCGACUGGGACCGAUGGUGUGAGUAUCUGCUUUUCAAGAAGCUGCACCGUACCGGCUAUGCUAGAAUCAGUCGUGAUACUAUCACCGACACUGAGAUCCAGGUCGGCAAAUUUGUUAUUGGGGAGCCCGAACCCGAAAGUGAGAUGCGUAUUCCAGAAGAGAUGGUCCCUGUUGGCCGCCGCUUCCCUGCCCUGUUCCGCGGCGAAGGAGUACGUGGACACCGUUAUCACGUCUUCGACGAGCCCCGAUACUGGCAGUGA
Molecule: messenger RNA, 2910 nt
Organism: Penicillium soppii
Lineage: Eukaryota; Fungi; Ascomycota; Eurotiomycetes; Eurotiales; Aspergillaceae
Exons: 6
Coding region: 1-2910 (969 amino acids)
Biological process (GO): fungal-type cell wall organization; GPI anchor biosynthetic process
Cellular component (GO): endoplasmic reticulum
Source: RefSeq, a predicted model, not a curated record